Aspergillus ochraceoroseus IBT 24754 is the source of this 948-nucleotide messenger RNA. Its product is annotated as ER lumen protein-retaining receptor. The transcript has 3 exons. Gene Ontology annotation, biological process: endoplasmic reticulum to Golgi vesicle-mediated transport; protein retention in ER lumen. The record is from RefSeq and is a predicted model, not a curated record. Gene Ontology annotation, molecular function: ER lumen protein retrieval receptor activity. Lineage: Eukaryota; Fungi; Ascomycota; Eurotiomycetes; Eurotiales; Aspergillaceae. The coding region runs from base 1 to 948 and encodes 315 amino acids. Gene Ontology annotation, cellular component: endoplasmic reticulum; membrane; cis-Golgi network.
AUGAGUUCCUCAGGUUUCACCAUCCCUCGCAUUAUUGCGGACCUCGCCCAUUUCGGCUCCAAGUGUGUUCUGAUAUGGUCCAUUCAUCGAAAUCGGAGCGCUGAAGGAGUUUCGCUUCUUACCCAGAUGCUAUAUGCUUUAGUGUUUGUCACGCGCUAUCUUAACUUACUUCGACCCGGCGGGUGGAAAGACCCGUAUCUCUUGAUUUUCAAAUUCUUUUAUAUUUUUUCCUCAUUUUAUAUCAUAUUCCUGAUGAUGAAAGUUUUCCCUCGAACCCGUGAAAGGGAGAGGGCCUGGAAAAUGGCACUGGGCUCCGUUGCUGUUUCAUUAGUCCUGGCUCCCAUCGUGAUCCCAGUACUCGGUGAAGGAUAUGAUCAUCGCUGGUUUGAAGAUACUAUGUGGUCGUUUUCGAUUAUCCUCGAAUCUGUCUGUGUUCUACCGCAGUUGUUGCUCCUGCGGCAAACUACCGUUCCUACGGUUAUCGAUUCGUACUAUCUUCUAAUGUUGGGAUCUUAUCGAGGACUUUACAUUAUAAAUUGGAUCGUCCGGGCCGUUCGUCCCGAGCACUAUGUGGAUUGGAUAUCUAUCGUGUUCGGUGUCAUCCAAACAGCGUUUUACAUUGAUUUCGCAUGGGUUUACUACUCACGCCAGCGCGUGAAACUCCGUAAUGGAGGAGUGGUGGAUUCUGAGGAUUUCCGUAAUAGCUGGCUCGUGAACAAGGUAUUCAAUGUCCGGCGGCGGCAGAGCGAAGACGAUGAAGAGCAAAGACUUCACGAGGCAGAUCAAGGCGAGGAGCACGGGGGUAGUGAGCACCAACCGAGGAAUAACCGCUGGGGUGCGAGAGGGAUCUCUGUUUCGGCCGACGACACAUUAGAGAACCAACAUAGUUCCGGAAAUCAGACAACAGACGACGACACAGUCGGGUUUUCGGAAGAUGACCGGCAUUAA